UUUAAUAUAAAAAUCAAAUACACCUAACAAAACCAUAAAUAGAUAGAACAUGAACUGAAAUAAUCGUCAACAGACUAGAUUAUGGAAUUGGAAUUGUAUGCGCACUCUCGUUUUUGAGAUUAAUAAAUAGGGUCGUUGCCACUACAUGCUGGAGUUUUGUUAACAUAAGCGCGAUGAGUAGAUCGCUGUAAUUUUCUUUCUGCAGAAAGUAUAUUAAUUAAUAAUUACAGUGAUAGUGAAAAAGUUCGCGAUUUCAUUAUAAUUCCGUUAGUAAUAGAUGCACGAACAAAGGAGGCACUCGGAGGCAUUGAAGCGCAGCAAGAGAGAAGCGUAGCCAUUUUAUAACGGGACAACUGAUAAAGAAGUUUGUAUGUAACCGGAAUGGUGAAAAGAUCAGUUGGAGCAAGGAACGGGAACAUAGUUACAUCUCUAGGAAACAGAGAGGUAGACAGACUCUACACUACAGUCGACGCAUGCUAUUUGGCGAUAUAGGUACUUCAGUAAUAAUUUUGUGUGCGGCGUCGAAAACAUUUUGAAUUGACGUGUGAGUUGUGAUGUGAAUUUAAAGCUUAUUGAAGUGUUUUCAAUAUGAUAUGUACGACUUUAAAGGAUUCUAAAGCGAGUAAUGCAUGCUUACAAUAGUGAUGUGAAUUUAAUCGAGUGUAUGUGUCUGGGCAAUGCGAUGAACAGCAUCUUUUAUCAUGUAGAAGCAGCGUGUUUCAGCAACUAAACAAUUCCAACCGAACGGUACAUUACUUCAAUGUAUGUAGGUUACAUUAGUUAAAUAAGUUAUAGAAAAAUGUAUGCGAAAGGAAAGGGAUCCUCAGUGCCGUCCGAUGCACAAGCGAGAGAAAAAUUGGCACUGUACGUUUACGAGUAUUUACUUCAUGUUGGUGCACAGAAAGCUGCACAGACAUUUUUGUCUGAGAUACGAUGGGAGAAAAACAUAACAUUAGGAGAACCUCCAGGAUUUUUACAUUCGUGGUGGUGUGUUUUUUGGGAUUUAUAUUGUGCCGCUCCUGAAAGGAGGGACACUUGUGAGCAUUCUUCAGAAGCAAAAGCCUUUCAUGAUUACGGUUUCGUGAAUUCGGGUUAUGGAGUCAAUGGAAUUGCCCAUAACACUGGCCCAGCACCAAGCCCCUUAGGACAAAUGCCACCCUCAGAUGGGAUGCCUAGUGGUCCGUUACCUCCUGGAUUCUUUCCAAAUUCUACAUUACGUCCGUCACCGCCUACCCACCCCUCAAGUCAGCCUUCACCACAUUCGCAACCACCACCACCACAUUCACAGAUAAUGACCUCACAGCCCUUCAUGGGACCCCGAUAUCCAGCUGGACCGAGGCCAGGGGUUAGAAUGCCCCAGAUUGGAAGUGAUUUUAACGGGCCUCCUGGACAACCCCUAAUGAAUAAUAUGGACCCCACUAGACAAGGUGAAGGCGGAGAGUAUGUAGGUUGGCAAGGACCUCCUGCAGCAAUGAACAGAAUGAACCCGCCGAGAGGGCCUUCUAUGGGCCCUUUGGGUCCAGGGAACUAUGGCCCAGGAUUGCGUGGACCACCGCCCAAUAGUAGCCUAGGUCCAGGAGGGCCCAUGCCGCCGAUGACCAUGACAGGCCCAGGAGGGCGACCCCAGUGGCAGCCCAAUACGUCAACUCUACCAGGCGAGGCACUCAACUUGGCAGCAAAAGGGCCCAUGAACUACUCCUCUUCGUCACCGGGUAAUUAUGGCGGUCCUCCAGGCUCGGCCGGUCCCGCAGGCCCAGGAACGCCCAUAAUGCCCAGCCCACAAGACUCCAGUAAUUCCGGAGGAGAAAACAUGUACACAUUAAUGAAACCAGCAGUGGGAGGAAAUAUGCCCGGUGAUUUCCAGAUGGGAGGAGGACCAGACGGGUCGGGCCCCAUGGGACCUAUGGGACCCAACUCGAUGGGGCCAGUAUUAAACGGUGAUGGAAUGGAUGGUAUGAAAAAUUCACCUGCUAAUGGAGGACCGGGAACGCCGAGAGAAGACAGUGGUAGUGGCAUGGGAGAAUACAACAUAGGAUUCGGAGGACCUGGGGAAAAUGACCAAACGGAAUCAGCUGCUAUUUUGAAAAUAAAAGAGAGCAUGCAAGAGGAGGCCAAGAGGUUUGAGAAAGACUCGGACCACCCUGAGUAUUUUAUGCAAUAACUCACUUGCCUCGCCUCUUUGGCUGGUGGACGCCUGUUUUUUCUACUUAACCUGUACUAACACGGGCGGUGGUGUGCUCAAUACUCAGCUCUUCAAUACGCCAGGCCACCGACUUCACUAGUCAUGAGUGUUCUGUUCUGUUUGCAGAUAUUCCUAUGAGGCUGAGCUGAGAUAGAGCAAACCGGCCCUCCCCUGGACUGAACCGUCAUUUGAAUACAUGUGCGUCUCAUGGUUAUGGUUCCUCUACUUUCCACCACCACUUUUGUACACCAUAGUCACUACAAGACAUGAAACAUACUCGAAUGUCCACCAGCCUAGGCAAGGUUGGAUAUAGUCAUUAGGGAUGCACCGAAUAUUCGGUUUGAUGCCCCAUUUCCAUUCAUUUCGGACUUAGGAACUAUCGUACAAACACCUUUUGCAACCAGUUUUUAAUCAAUAUUGUUAAUCCAAUCACAAUGGGCUUGUUCAUUUCAAGGUACUAUUAUAUAUACUAUUCUUAUAUAGGACGUUAAUUGUUGAAUUAGGCAUAGAGCAGUUAGGCAUAGAGUAUUAUUUGCAAUUUUAAAUCUGGCAAAGAAUUUUUAAAGUCGCCAACGUUUAAAGUUUAAAGACCAACUACGCCCUAUCAUCAAACUAAUGUGGUGACACGCCAAACAUGUCUAAUUCAACAACUAAAGUUCUGUCACACAAAAAAGUAGCUACUAAAUAUUAUUAUUUAGUACUUACAAUAAAAAUCAUAUUUAAAUUAUUUUAACAUUUGUAAUAUGUAUUUCUCGUUUUUCAGUUUCCAAAGUAGUGUUAUCUAAUUGUAUUCUACUCGAGGUUAAUACCUAAUCCAGAAAUCCUUCAGUAACAAUAGAAUUUUUUAUAUUGCUAAGCGCUUUGUGAGUCAAAUCAACACAUAAACCUCACAAAUGGGGCAAGUGGGUUAAAACUUUUGACAGACCCAAUAUUAUUGGAAGAAUUAAAUUAGGGCAUUCCCAAAAAUGUUUUUCUUGCUAUCUAUGUGCAAAUUUAUGCACAUUUGCACAUAGAAUGCACAAUUGAACAGAACUUUUUUGUUUUGCGAUGGAUGAUUAUUAGGAAAUAUGAUAAAAACGAUAUAAAACGUAUAUAAGGAAAAUAUGAUAAAGGUAUGGACCGAAAACUAAAUGAUGCAGCUCUUAGGAUGUGAAUAGUGAAUUAGAAAAGAUGAAUUAGAUUUCGUUGUUUUAUUGAACUCAGUAAUGGACCAACAAAGUAAAACUAGAAAGGCAAAACGAUAAACAAAGAUUUAGAAAUAUUAACUCAACAAAAACGACUUUCUUAAAACUUUUAAACAAUUUCAAAAUUAAAAUAAAAUAAAAUUUAUACCAUUUUUAUUCAGUUGCAAUGCGAAGGCAAAACAAUCUUAUUUUUCACUUAGAAUAGGGAGCGCAGUCCAGCACUCUGAAUCUACGAUUUUCGACUCUUAUUGGAGUCAUCAUCGGAGAGGCCAAGGUCUGCUGCUCUCUACUCGAAGUGACCAACCAUGAAAGUUUAUCCCCACAUUGCAACUGACGUGUAUGGAUUAGGUGACUAGCGUCAUCUGGCAAUUGAAAGGUAAAGUUUUCAAUCCUAAUAGCAACAUUAAUAAUAUUGAAAAAUAUUAAAACUAUUACUAAAAGAUUUUUAAAUUGAAAACUUAUUGGUCCAUUUCCCUGGUGACACCUCCAAGGCUUUUAAAAUUUGCAAGCCAGAUGGAUGCUGCAGUGAAGACAAAGGAAGGGAAUUCUAAAAAGUUGCAAUUUCAAAAUUAUUUUCAAACCAUUGAGUAUUUUAGAGAGAAUCUUUAGACCGAGUAGAUGCGAUACUUUUAUAUCGAUAUUUAUAUAUCGAUAUGUAAAUACCGAUAUUCAGUAAUAAAACUUUUUCAGAGUCCAUUGUGAUAUAAAUAAAAUGUAUUUUGUAUUUGAUAUUAUGAUAGUCCUAAUCCAGAUGUUUAUAAAGCCAGUUAUUUUAUAAGAUACCCAUAUCCAACCGAAUAUUUGGUUAGUUUGGGUAGUAAAGAGGAAAAACAGUUUUUAUAACAACCUAGAUUUAUUGUCUCUAAUUAUCCAUAACGAAAAUCAUUUGUACAUGCUUCGAUUCUAAACUAUCUCCUUGUAAAGAUUUUAUGUAAUUUUGAGAUUGAUUGUAACACUUAUUUGUCUCCGUAAUUUUGUUAUAUUGUUUACUAGCAUUGUUGAAUUAUAUGGAGAUUGUUUCGAAUUUUGAUUACAUUAUACAUGAUUUUGAAAAGUUUGAUUUUGAAGAAAAAUUCUGGUCAUAAUUGUAUGCAUAGAUUUGUAUCUCAAAAAUUAUUUUGUUAUAAUAUCCAUUGAUCAUUUCUGUGGCUGCACAAAUCUGUCAAUCGAUCCUUUUUACUGGCCAGAAUAUUUUGUCCAACUGGUAUGUUGUGAUUUAAUUAAGCAUCCUAAACAAAUCAAACCUAAAACCUAAAACUGAGCAAUCUAUAGUAAAUUAGUACGGAAAUUGUAUUUAAUAUAACGAGUACUUCACUAUAAUAAGAUACUGCAAUAAAUUGUAUUAGUCAAAAUAAAUAAGACUUCAAGACAAGAGUUAUCAUCAUCAUGGCUUUACAAACCUCAAAAACUGUCGCGACAAAAUGUCCUUGUUUUAAGUAAUAACCCUGUGGAAAAUUAUGCCGUCUAUAAUGUAAAGAAUUAUAGAAAAUGUCAAUUGAUCUCCGACAUGUAGUUUUUGAUCAUUUUUAAAGAAGUUGGAAGCAAAAAAAUGUUAAAAAAGCCUCUACGCUAGUUAUUUUUACAAUGGAAGUACCCACUACUCACCCUUUAACCAUUAAUUUUCAGUUAAUGGAAUAUAUCGCACCCUCAGUAAUAUAGAGGCACAAUUCAAAAAAGUUGAUUUUUGGGAAAUCGCGUUUAAAGAUUCUGGUUUCUAAAAUUCAGCUAUUUUUUCAAAUGACAUGCUUAUUAUUUAAGUUAUAAACGUGAAAUUUGGCAGAUUUGUUAUUUGAUAAUUGCACUAUAAAUAGCGAUGAGAAAAAAAUUAAUAUGAAUAAAUUUCAUUAAUUACAUGUAAUUGAAAAAAAUACUUUCAAGUUAGUCCCAUAUAGUACAAAAAACAUAACAGAAAUAAGGAACUAUUUAAGUAUGAUCCCUUAUAUUAUUAAUGUCCUGUCACUGUUAUGCAAAAUAACGAUCUAUUAUGAAUUAGACCGAUUUAUUUAUUAUAUUUUGAAUAAUAUAACGGCUCAACUAAAAAUGAUUCUAUAUAAUACAAAAUGUUAAAACACAAACUAACCAGGAUUUUCGUCAUAGAAAGACAUGUUACUGAUUGCUCCCUUGUAGCAGUAAAAACCAGAGAUGGCGGGGGAGAGUGAGAGAGAGGCAUAAAUAUAUUUACCGAACCAUUCAUCUUCUUUUUCUCCCUUUGUCAACGCUAACUGGUAGAGAAUUUCAUUUUGUGUCCAUAUCCAAAAUCACAGUUAACACAAAUUUUGAGUUGAGUCCUUAUAUUACUGAGAGUGCGAAUUGACCAUUGUGUGAAAAAUUCAUACUGUUAGAUGGGAUUACUGUGAGUUUUGCUUGCUAUUUGUAUUUAGAAAGAAAGAUAUAAUUUCAAAAAGAAGGUACCACCCGUGACAAAUUUCAUAAUUUAAGAUCAAAUAUACAUGAAAUUAAUAGUAACAUAUGGCGUAGAAACAUAAUAAACAUUAUCAAUACUUUUGAAAGAAAGAUAUUGGGACCGAUUUGUAUCAAUACUAAAAGAUUCCUGCAAACCCUCUAUAGCAAAUUAUGCAAAAAUACAAAGAUUGCGCUGGGCAGGUCACCUUAUAAGAAAGGAUAGUAACAGAACACCUAGUGGGACGUCGACCAGUAUGAAGACCAAGGACGAGGAGGAUAGACGAAGAGAGAACCGGUGAUAAAGAGAUAUUGAGGAUGGAUAAUUGGAAGAGAUAAGCCAACGAAAGAGAUGUUUAGAGGCGGAUUCUGGGGGAGGCCAGGGCCCCACUUGGGCUGUAGCGCCAUAGGAGAUAGAUGCAUAAAAAUAAUGAACGACUUACUAUCUGAGAUUACUAUUAUAAGAACCAAGGGUGAAUCUCUUUAAAUAUAAUAAUGAGAUGGCCUAACUACCUACUAUAAUUGAGGGGCUUGGAAGUAAAAGGGUUUAAGUGCACUUUUUUCAAAUUCUGACCUAAGUACAGAUUCGCAUAACUAAAUGGUAUUAUAACUUGGUGGUAAAUUGAUCUAAGCAUAUUUUUUGCCCUACAGGCGCCAUCUAUCGCCAUUACAUUUUGUUCAAUGAAAACAAUUGCAGUUUGCUUUGGUAGUAAACAGGUUUAUCCAUGCUCUUGAACCGUUUUACCACAAAACUAUUUUUAGUAUUCUGUAAAAACAAAUAGUAAGAAACGGGUUUAAGUGCGCUUGAACCAUUUUACCACAAAACUAUUUUUAAUAUUUUGUAAUGUGUAAACACAUGUUAAUACAGGAUUAAUUUCAAGUAAAUAAAUAUUAGAUUUGUGACCAAUUUUGAAGACUAAUUAAGUAUUAUACAACGUGCCAGUUGUAGUUACACUGGAUAAAAGCUAUCAAUUGAGGGGACCAGACGUAAAAUGGUUUAAGUGUAGUUUUGAUAGUUCUGAGAUAAUCAGCUCCAAAGUUGUUUGAAUUUUAUAAAUUCUAGGAGUUAUUAAACUAAAAUAUGUCUAGUGUACAAUGUACUAUAAAAUGAUAAAAAUAUAAGGGUAUAUUAUUAUUCUUACUAUAUAUCCUUCCUUUUUUUCAAUUAUUAAAAAAAUAUACUUGAAUCGGUACAUGGUGUUGAUAAAUGUUACAGGUAAAACGGUUCAAGUGCAGAUGUUAACUACAUAUUACUAAUCAUUUUGGUCCCAGCUGUUACCCACAGUGUAACUACAACUGGCACGUUGCAUAAUGCUUAAUUAGUCUUCAAAAUUGGUCACAAAUCUAAUAUUAUUUACUUGAAACUAAUCCUGUAUUAACAUGUGUUUACACAUUACAGAAUACUAAAAAUAGUUUUGUGGUAAAAUGGUUCAAGUGCACUUAAACCCGUUUAUUACUGUUUGUUUUUACAGAAUCCUAAAAAUAGUUUUGUGGUAAAAUGGUUCAAGCGCACUUAAACCCGUUUAUUACUAUUUGUUUUUACAGAAUACUAAAAAUAGAUUUGUGGUAAAACGGUUCAAGCGCACGGUUAAACCUGUUUACUACCAAAGCAAACUGCAAUUGUUUUCAGUGAACUAAAUGUAAUGGCGAUAGAUGACGACUGUAGGGCGAAAUAUGCUUAAAUCGUUUUACAACCAAGUUCUAAUACCAUUUAAGUAUGCGAAUCUGUACUUAGAGUAGAAUUUUAAAAAAGUGCACUUAAACCCUUUUACUUCUAACCCCCUCAAUUAUUCUUGUUUUUUCAUAAAAAGUUUACUCAUAAAAGGUGUGACCUGACCACAGAUUCUUAAAAUCGAAGUCCUUCAUUCACUUAAAUUAAUGACAGCUUGCAGUUCUUAUUUUUCUAAAUGACUACGUGUAUUCGUAAUGUCAUAGAAUACAUGGCCUGACUUCCUAGAUUUUCCAUAAGAUAUAGCAAAUUAUUGAUAACGGAAACAUACUAAAAGAAGUACCUCAACAAAAAAGGGCUCUGAUCACUACAUCUGACAUUUCAUAAUUUUUCUAUCUAAAAUCUACAUAUAUGUUGCAGUAUCUGUUAUUUUUUAGAUAACGUAUUUUAUUUAAACAAAAAUUAAUUAAAUAAUUUAUUAUACUAUUUUACUUUAAUGUGAAUUUUUUAUACUAGUUGGUUCUAUUAAUUAAACAUGAUUCAGUAUUAGUUUUUGGGAUUCUUGACAAUAUCGGCAAAAUUGUAGGUAAACUGAUGAUGAACUCGUAUCUAAAAUCCCAUAAGGCUCUCAUUUCAUCAAAAUGCAACACAUAACUUAAAUUUGAAUCGGAAAAAUAACUUUGUUUAUUCUGUAAGAUAAUAUUAGUCACUUGUGCCAUUAAUAAAAAUUAAUUUAUUGUAAACGUCAAUGACAGCUUAAUUAAUUGUGAAAUCAGGGAAUUUUUAGAGUCUACUUUCUGAUGUUUCAGUAGGUAUUGGUGAAACAAAUAAUUGAAACGAUUUUUUUAUAGAAAAAACCUUAUUUACCAUAUACUAUAACUACUAUUUACAGUUUGUAUAGUCAAUUGUUGGGCCAAAUGUGUCGUGAAAAUUUGGCCUAUUUAGUUCAUGUUAUUCGCAAUUUAAGACAGAACAAAAAUAACAAGAAAUGUUUAAGGGAUAUGUCCCAUAUGGGGUUAGAUGGACAUCCAAGUCUUGACGUCACAAAAUUGGGAGGAGCUUAUAUUUGACUCCAAACAGUUUUGUUUAUAUUGUUAAACACUCAUAAGGAAUUUUUAAUUUAUUGUUUACGUGGUUUGUGUGACAAAAUAAGACUUUUCAUUUAGGUAUUUAGUUAAAGAAACGUGUCAAUUAAGAGAUUUUUGUUCGUUUUUGCCCAGGUGAGUUAAUUUUGUGCAAUGAUUAGAACGUAAACAGUUUUGAGGUUAUGUUUAUUUUCAACCACUAAGGAAUAAAAACCACCUGAGCAAAAACGAAUAAAAAUCUCUUAAUUAACUAACACGUUUCUUUAACGAAAUACCUAAAUGAAGUCUUAUUUUGCCACACAAAGCACUUAAAUGAAAAAUUCCUUAUGACCAUUUAACGUUACAAACAAAAUUGUUUGGAGUCAAUAUAAGCUCCUCCCAAUUUUGUGACAUUUGUGACGUCAGACUUAGGCUGUCCAUUGAUUGUAAUGAAAAUUACGUUUUUAAUUACCGUUUGACGUUUUGAAAUCGUUUUCAAAAAAGAUCUUUAAAGAACGGAAACUUGACAAAUCUCAGGUAUUUAAACAUGCCUGGGGCAAUGAACAUGGAGUACAUUAGAAAGGUGAAUCGAUAAUCAUGAAAGAAACGGACAUGUCAACGAGAAAAAUCAAAGAAACGUCUCUCAUCCUACUUAAUGAAGAAAAAUAUGUAACAAACCCAUCAGCAGAAUGUAGCAGACUUUCAUUGUCAGUAUGUCAGUACCAAAAGAAUUUAACAACAGCAUAUUAAUAUAAAUUCGUGAGACAUACAUAUCUACAAUUCUACAUAAUACAUACACUAAUACAUAUGCAACAUACAUUACCCAAACAAGUGUAUAAUCCACAAGCCAAAAUAAUACAAAAGCACGCAAAAUAGUCAGAAAUUUGUUAUCCCAAGCGUACAAACACCACACUUAUAUUUCUUUGAACAUAUUGGUUAUACAUUUUGCCUAUAUUUUUCAACGAAAGCUUUUUUUUUGUUUAUAAAUUCGCAAAGUCUGUGUGUUAUUGCGUUGCCGCUCCUGCAAUACUUAGAGCAGAUUUAUCGAUUCCUAUGUAGUUUUGUCUUCUGAAUCCAAAUCUGAAAACGGCAUUUCGAUAUCUCUAACCGUCUUCGAGAUAACCGACCUCAAAGUGUAAAAUGUGACGUCACAAUCCUUUUAUUUUCUGCCGACACACUAAACGUCAGCUGAAAUCGUUGCUAGUAAGUAGGCUAGUUUUUUAAUCUGAAUUUGUUAAGCAAAGCAUAGGUUAUUUACAUUAUUUGAGUUUGACAGUUCGUGAAGGUCAAACUAAAUUUUAAAUAAAGUAUUAAUAAAAUAUCAAUGACAUUUGAUAGUGAAUUUAAUUAUUAUAUAAAAUAAAUACGAUGUUCAAAAAUACAAUUCGAGUAUAUUUUGAAAGCAAUAAUUUAUUAACAAUUUUAAAAAGGUUUAUACGAGUAUACGGCCUCCCCUUUAAUGGGAGUACCGAAUGAUAAAUGGACUGUUCCAUUUGUUAUGGAAUGAAAAUUGUUAUUAUAGUCGGUUCGCUAAACUCUGACACAACUGGCUAGUGAUUUUAGUAGGUAUUUUUUUUUUGUUUUUUGCCAAUUUUGCCAAAAUUGGCAAGAUUACUAAUUAUUUAGUAAUUAUUAACUAUUUAGUAAUUAUUUUUUUUGUCAAAUUGGUAAAAUUACUGACUAAAAUCACUAGCCAGUUGUGUCUGAGUUUAGCGAACCGACUAUAUGAAAUGUUGUUUGGAAUAAAAAAUUAUGGUCUGAUAUGUGCAAUUACAUCCUUCUAAUGGAAAAAAAUAUUUGAAGAUUUUUCUCAAAUUAUGGAUACCUACCAACAUCAUUUUCAUUUAUAACUCUUUUAUUUUUAAUUUGACGAAGAAAAGUUGUUCUCCAUAAAAAGCUCUUCAUGUUCUAAGAUUUAUGAUGCAAAUUUUAUUAAUUUUAUAUGAGGUAUAUAAAAAAUAUGAAUUUCGAUCAAGAGUAAAGUACCUUUAUAGUUCACAACAUUUAAAUUAGAAUGAUAUAAUUGCACAUUAAAACAUAAUUUUUAAUUCUAAACAACUUUUCAUAAUAGCAAUUUUCCAUAUUAUGAAUUAAAAUACGUAAAUAAACAAAGUUUUCGUAAUGUUCGCAUUUUCAGCUUGUUUAAGUAUGUUUAGGAGACUAUUUCGUGAGUGGAAAUCACAACUUCAAAUACAUAUUAGUUAAAAAUGUAAUUUUUAUUACAAUCGAUUGUGGCUUAAUCCCAAAUAAACAUAAUAAUUAGCUGUGAAAAUUAAGUUGUCAUUGUUAAGUUAAAAGUUUUUUUUGGCAGAAAUGGUAAUAGCAUAAGUGAUUUUACGGUGAAAACCGUUCGUUAUUCGGUUGGUAAGAUUUGAUCAAAUUUGUACAAAAUACUAUUCGGUACAUCUCUAAUAUUGAACGAGUUUUGUGUAGUAAUGUACUGCUUGCAUGUCUCUACAUUCCUUCUUGGGGCAGAUUAGUAUUAUACAGAAAAACGUAACUUUUUAAAGGUGGAUUGAUGGGACUACCUCUAAUCUACCCCAUCUCAUGUUGACAACGAUGUCCAUGCAAUAAGUGCAAACAGGAGUUCACAAUCCUCUUUUUCUCCUGUAAUAUAACGAAAGAACUCCGCAAACUACCCAAAAAAGUGAUGGUGCAAUUAAUAAUUUUAUAAUUGAAAGUGUACACACGAUUUUUACUUAUAAACUCUUUUAUAUGAGGCAAAAUUGUGGUAAUAAGGAGUUGAAGACAACAAAAUUCACUAACUUUUGUUUUAUACCAUAAACUUUGUAGGUGCGGGGUUCUUGAAAUUUUUAUUUUCUCAACCAUCAGUUUAGUUCCCCCAUUUUUAUUUCUGAAUUAAUUUACUUUGCAAUCUUGGUCACUAGUAAGUAUAAGCAAAUCUCUAUUUAUGAACUUUUCUUUUUAAAAUAUAUACUUAAAUCAGUUGUUAGGAUAUUCAUUUUAUGGAUGUGUGUAUGAAUGUGCUGAUUGAAUUGUGAUAAGAAAAAUUUUGUGCAAAUGUACGGGAUCCAAUUACUAUUGUUUUCUUUUUUGUAUGGAUAAUAAAAAUUCAAAGUUUCUAA
Messenger RNA from Diabrotica virgifera virgifera (western corn rootworm), 11585 nucleotides. RefSeq names its product single-stranded DNA-binding protein 3 (gene Ssdp). Gene Ontology annotation, molecular function: protein binding; single-stranded DNA binding. Gene Ontology annotation, cellular component: nucleus. NCBI's taxonomy places the organism in Eukaryota, Metazoa, Arthropoda, Insecta, Coleoptera, Chrysomelidae. Gene Ontology annotation, biological process: positive regulation of transcription by RNA polymerase II. The record is from RefSeq and is a predicted model, not a curated record. The transcript is spliced from 14 exons. The coding region runs from base 800 to 2161 and encodes 453 amino acids.